Molecule: messenger RNA, 216 nt
Organism: Brugia malayi
Lineage: Eukaryota; Metazoa; Nematoda; Chromadorea; Rhabditida; Onchocercidae
Source: the annotation of a RefSeq genome assembly
GGAGACAUAGCAAUAAGAAUAGUAAGAAGAGAACCGAGUGUUCAGGUUACAGUAUGUGAUAUAAAUCAAAACAUGCUAAGUAGAGGACGUAAUAAAGCCAUAAACUCAAAUCAGCUUAAUUUUAAUUGGGUGUGUGCAAACGCAGAAAGUUUGCCAUUUGAAGACUCUGAGUUCGACUGUUGCACAAUAGCUUUUGGUAUUCGGAUCCUCUCAGAG